This is a messenger RNA of Centropristis striata (black sea bass), 4291 nucleotides long. Its product is annotated as FYVE, RhoGEF and PH domain-containing protein 6-like. NCBI's taxonomy places the organism in Eukaryota, Metazoa, Chordata, Actinopteri, Perciformes, Serranidae. The coding region runs from base 271 to 4002 and encodes 1243 amino acids. The record is from RefSeq and is a predicted model, not a curated record. Gene Ontology annotation, molecular function: guanyl-nucleotide exchange factor activity; metal ion binding. The transcript is spliced from 21 exons. Gene Ontology annotation, cellular component: cytoplasm.
CCUAAGGACCCCUAGUGGUUUGUUUAUGGAAACAAAAAGGAAGCUGUUUGCUUCACAGUCAGUGCGGCUCCGGUGAGAAUGAAGAGUUCAGCAGGAGCAGCAGCAGCACGAUCACAUGUGUUUCUCGAACAAAAGCGAAGAAAAUGAGGAUUUUUGACAAAUAACUUGCCUGAAAUCGACGGAUUGGGAUGUAUCCGGAUACAAGAGAUGGUUUGUUGCCGCUGCACUGAUUAAAAACAAGUAACAAACUGAAGCGGAGUGACUGAAACGAUGAUGAACACAGGCGUCCAAAAGCCACCUGUGGCCCCAAAGCCAAAUCUGGCCCAGCUCCAGAGGUCAGGGCUGUCCCCCUCAACCCCCAGAAGAAACCUGUCGAUCCCAUCUCCUGGCACGGCGAGGAGGGUUAAACCAGUACUGGCCCCCAAACCCUGCCUCUCCAAACUCGCCACUGCUGUGGAAUCCAAACCACUUGCUUCAAAGAACAUGCUCCAAACAUCUGUAACAGAUACCCCACGGAUCGAAGGUCUUCUUAACUCCCAAAAUGGAAUACAGCAAGAGAACAAAAAGCCAGAUUGGGACUAUAUUAUUCCUAUUUGUCUAUGCAGCCAGGAAAACUGCUUGUGCAUCAGGAACACGUCAGCAAACAAAAAGCUUCCCUCUACGUCUCAAAGUAACAUCGGAGGGAAAACAGUGAUGAGCACUUCCAGCAAUACCCACCUCACAAACUAUAAACCUCUUCAUGAAACAUUUACGUUAGACAGAAAUCUCAACACAGACGUCAAUAUCUCCAGUCCUGAUGUGACUGUAAGGUCGUCCCUUCCUCACAGAACAUGGAGCGAUGAGGUAAAUGGUAACAUAAUCACUCAGAGUGCACCUGGGCGAGGACCAGAGGAAGAUGCUCUUGGCUCAGAGCAAAUAUCUUCUGUGCCCCUGCCUAAACCAGUCCCAGCAGCCUCGAGGAAGCCCAUCCCUGUCCCCGUGCCACGGAAACCCAGGAUGGCUGUGCUGGCCCGCCAGGAAAAGGUGGAGGAGGAGAGUGGAGAGAUUUUAAGUCCAGAAGGGAGGGAAAUGGACGUCAAAGAGGUGAAGGUGUCACCAAAGGGGAAAGACAGCUCAUCACUGUCUGUCAGUGUACCUGUUAGUAACGAGCAGCCAGUUAAUCUGUCUGUGAGGAAAGCUUUCACUCAGCCAGCUCCUCCGCCCAGGAAAAAGCCUCUCCUCUCUGCACCUGAGAAAGCACCAACCUCUGCUCCUCCAAAGGAUGUGGAGGAGGAGGACCUGGGCUGGGACACAGGCAUCCAGGAGAUGGAGGUAUCUGUAGACAAGGAGGAUGAGGAGGUGGAGAAGGAGGGAGCGCUUGAUGAGGAGGCAGUCUACAGCGACUUCACGCAUAGUCCUCCUUCUAGCAGUCAACCGGAGCUCAGCCAGCCUCCUGCGGUCCCGGUGGAAGCAGAGCACGGGGUGAAAGUAGCUCCGAAGAAGCCCAAGAGACACAGCAGCCCGAUGGCAUGGAUGCAGAGGAAGGAAUCCUCUGAGGAGAAGGAAGAGUGGAAACUAGGAGGUGAGGAGAAAAGGCAGGCCGAUUGUGUUAUGAAGGAGAGAGUGAUGAAGGAGCUGCCUUCGCCUCCAAACGAGAACACGAGCAGGAAACUGUUAACACCUGGAAUCACCAAGCCUUCUCGGUCCAGCAAACAGAGAGCCAAGUCGUUUUCCGGUGCUGACCUCCUCCGCUCCGAAGGACAGAAAAGGAACUCUUUCCGGAAACUGCUGGACUUGAAGCUGUCUGUAAAGAUGCUCCCAAAGCUGAUAGUGAAAGGAGGCCAGAGCCCAGACUGCUCUGCGAAUGAUAAUGAACAAAGUGUGGACCAAGACGGGAGUCAAGACUUUCACGAGUGCCUCAGGGCUCAACGUAAAUUCUCCUGCCCACUGAUAGGAGUAGAGCAAAGCGUAGAUGGAGAUGAGUUUUCUGCUGGAGCAGAACAGGAGCUGUACUACGAGAACAUGCCGCACUAUGAGGAGAUACCAGAUUACAUGAAUGUGCAUUUAGCACGGUCUCCUCAGGCCUCCACGUCUGAGGCUUCAGCCUGGCAGAGCUCGAUGUAUAAUGAUGAGGGCAUUUAUGAAGAGCAGGAGCCGUAUAUGUCCUUUGAGAAAAACACUGAACACCAGCAGCGUGAGACGUCAACAGACUAUGAGAGAAGCUCUGUCGACGAGGAGGUGACGCCCCUGGAUGAUGGCCCAUCGGAUGAUGACGUCUUGGUCAACACCACAGAGGACGAGGAUGAUAGCAGCUCCGUCUCAAGUAAAGGAGACAAUGAGCAGCCAGAGGAGACAACGGCGCAGAGUGAAAAGAAGAAGAGCAAGAUUCACCACAUUGCCACAGAAAUCAUGAGCUCUGAGAGUGUGUUUGUUGAUGUCCUGAAGCUGCUUCAUGUUGACUUCCGUGAUGCUGCGUCUACGGCGUCUCGUCAGAGUGGGAAGCCUGUGAUUGAGGAGCGUCUUCUCAACCAGAUUCUGUACUACCUGCCGCAGCUCUACGAACUCAACCAAGACCUGCUCAGAGAGCUGAAGCAGAGAGUGGCCAAAUGGGACGAGAAUGCCCAGCUCGCAGACAUUUUCCUAAAGAAAGGGCCCUAUCUGAAGAUGUAUUCUACAUACAUCCGCGAGUUCGACAAGAAUGUGGCUCUACUGGAAGAGCAGACGAAGAAGAACCCGGCGUUCGGUGCAGUGGUACGGGAAUUUGAGGCCAGUCCACGCUGUGCCAACUUGGCUCUGAAGCAUUACCUCCUGAAGCCUGUUCAGAGGAUUCCGCAGUAUCAGCUGCUGCUCACGGACUAUCUAAAAAACCUGUCUGAAGUCUCAGAUGAUUAUAAGGACACACAAGCUGCUCUUGUGAUAGUGAAAGAGGUGGCCAAUCAUGCCAACGAUAUCAUGAAACAAGGGGACAACUUCCAGAAGCUGAUCCAAGUGCAGUGCAGCCUGAACGGCCACCAUGAGAUAGUCCAACCUGGGCGGAUCUUCCUGAAAGAGGGCAUCCUGAAAAAGCUAUCCAGGAAGGUCAUGCAGCCCAGAAUGUUCUUCCUGUUUAAUGAUACUUUGCUGUACACCACGCCGGUUCAGUCGGGCCAGUACAAAGUCAACAACAUGUUGUCGCUGGCUGGGAUGAAGGUUAGCAAACCAAGCCAAGAAGCCUUUCAGAACGAACUGAAGAUCGAGAGCGUGGAGCGCUCCUUCAUUCUCUCAGCGAGCUCUGCCACAGAGCGAGAUGAAUGGCUUGAGGCUAUUUCCACAGCAAUCAGUGACUACACCAGGAAGAAGAUCAGUUUUAUAUCUGGCAAGCCUCUAGAAGAGGUAGAGCUGAGGGAUUCUGAUGAUGGAGUUCCUCUGGGUUCCAAAGCCCCGAUAUGGAUCCCUGACCCACGGACCACCAUGUGUAUGAUCUGCACCUGUGAGUUCACCCUGACAUGGAGGAGACAUCACUGCCGCGCAUGUGGAAAGGUGGUGUGUCAGUCUUGCUCCUCCAACAAAUACCCCCUUGAAUACCUAAAGAACCAGUUAGCAAGAGUUUGUGACCAGUGUUUCCCUGUUCUUCAGCAGCAGAAAAGCGAACGAGCCCUCUCUGCCGUAUCUCCUGGAAAUAGAGCUACUUUUGCUUUCUCCAGGAGGCAGAAGAAGAUACCUGCAGCCCUCAAAUUGGUGACAGCAAGCACAGACAACUACUCCAUGAGUGGGUAUCUGCAGAGGUCAAAGGGCAACAAGAAGCAGGGGAAAAGGCUGUGGUUUGUUAUCAAAGACAAGGUUCUGUACACGUACGCUGCAAGUGAGGACGUUGCAGCCUUAGAGAGUCAGCCCCUGUUAGGGUUUAUGCUGAAAGUCGAUUCAUCGCAGAAGUUGCAGUUUAAGCUUUACCACAAAAACACUCUUUACUACAUUUUUAAAGCAGAGGAUGUCCAAACAGCACAAAGAUGGAUCGACUCCUUCAAAGAAGCCACGGUGCUUUAAUGUGGGUGUAGCUGUUCAACAAACCUGUUUUUACAAGUUUUACCUCAGUGCUCUCUGAAUUCUGCACAAAGCAUCUGGAGACACCAUAUUAGUUGCACUGAAAUACAAUCCAAAUGCAUUAUCUUAUUGCUUUUAUCACGCAUACUGUAGUUAACCUUUUACAUUGUUAGGAAUUAGCCAUCCUAGUUUUGUGUGUUAACAACGAUCUUUUCCACAAGGAUUUAUGCUGUUUUGUCUGCAAUUUUAGAAUAUAAUGCCACAAUCAUUAUGUAGCUCUUUUAUUUUUUCC